This is a messenger RNA of Caenorhabditis elegans, 1223 nucleotides long. It is a transcript of the gene arrd-24, whose product is annotated as Arrestin C-terminal-like domain-containing protein. Lineage: Eukaryota; Metazoa; Nematoda; Chromadorea; Rhabditida; Rhabditidae. Bases 12 to 1052 code for a protein of 346 amino acids. The transcript is spliced from 5 exons. The record is from RefSeq and is marked reviewed.
UUAGUUUAGAUAUGGAACAUAUGGAUCACUUUGGAAUUGUGUUCGAUAGCCCGAGAGGUUAUGCACCAGGUCAAACUGUUACUGGGCAGGUUGUUUUGAGAUCCAACGAGCCAAUCACUGCCCGAUUCUUGAAAAUCUGUAUUCACGGUGCUGCGCAUACGAAGUGGAGUGAAGGGGAACGACGAUACAGAACUAAUUGUGAAGGAAAAGAGGAAAGUUAUACUGAAAUUGUGCACUACUCUGCAGAAGUUGACUACGUCUCUGGAGAAACGAUUGCAUGGAGUGCAAGAAAUGGAACUGAAAAACUUCCAUCUGGCCACCAUGUCUUCCCGUUUGCAUUUCCACUCCCGAUAGAAUGUCCACCUAGUUUUGAAGGUUUCCACGGCCACGUUCGUUAUUCCGUGCGAGUUGAGCUUGACAGACCAUGGAAGUUCAACAAAAACGAAAGGGAAGACUUCAAAGUUAUUCCCAACUUUGACUUGAAUCAUCUUCCGUUGGGAAAUGUUCCUAGAAUGAUGAAGGAUGUGAAGGACAUUGGGCAAAUAUUUAAAAAAGGAAUAGUAACAAUAACUGUAACUAUCCCCAAAGCAGGAUAUGCUCCUGGAGAAUACCUGCCAAUCACAAUCGACAUUGACAAUGCUUCCAAACGUGCAGCAACGUUUGUGCGAGCUGAACUUCAUCAGCACUCGCAUUACAAUGCUAGCAAAAACCAUGGCCUCUUAUGCACUCAUUCGUCUUACCACGAACAUCACAAGGAUGAAAGCAAACGUAUUGCAGAAGCUCGAAAAAGCAUAAAAAUUGCUCCAAAAACCGCUGGCCGUGAAAUGCUGCGGAUGAAAAUCCCAAAGUCGCCACCAACAUUUACAAGUCCCAUUAUCAGCAUUGAGUAUUGUCUUUCUGUGAGGUUGGACACUUUAACAACCCUUAAUAAUACAUUGCACUGCGAGUUUGAUAUCAUCAUCGGCACAGUGCCAAUAACUGAAUCGAUCGUGGAGCCAACGGUAACUACCUUUCCGUCUGAUCCACCUGUCCUUGAGCGGCUGGAUUCCUAACCUCCAGCCUAUUCAACUGUGGUUCCAAGUGCUCCGACCGAUGAUACAGCGGGAACAUCCGCUCUACCGCCGUCUUAUGAGGAAUCAAUGUGUGUAACUAAAAUUUAAUUGGGUAUUUUAUUUUAUUUUUUCUUGUAUAAUUGUGAAUUAAUAAAAUUCUGGCCAUUUACA